GUCAGUUUUUUUGUGGGCUCGCGAUCGGUAAAUCGAAGUAGCGGACCGUGAAGGUGCAGAGGAUAUUUCACAUAGCACACCGUUGUUGUUGUUGCUGCUGCUGCUGUUGUGUUAUCUUGUAAUUUUGCGCAGUUCAGCUAAAAAAGAGAGAAAGAGAGCUCGCGCGAUAAGUAAACCGUUGUUUUUGUAACUCAGCAUCCCGCCAUUGCUGCUGUUGUGGUUUUUGUUUUCGCCUCGCGUGUAGCCAAAAUAUAAGAAGUAGUACAUUCAGUUGCACUAAUUUCUUCAAUCAACGACAAGGCAUAACGAGUGAAACUAGCGAAAAUUGUUUGGCAGGCAGCAAAACUCCCUCAAACGCUUAAAAACGGCGCCGACAACAACAAUGCCUUAUCAGCCAGCCAACAGUGGCGGGACGUCUGGGGGCAGCAAGGCGGCGGCCAAAAUGGCCCAGCUAAAGUUUUGGAACAAGCAGAACAGCAGCAAGCAGCAGCAGCAGGACAAGGACAAGGACGCCGCCGAUGGGGGCAACAACAUCUCUGGCGGCGGCACCGGCAGCAGCAGCAACGGCGACUCCAAGAGCGAGGCAAAGAGCGGCAAGCGCAACUGGCUGCAUACGCCGGAGCAGCUCAUCAGCGGACAUGCGGUCUAUCUAGUCAAGUUCUUUGGUAACCUGAGUGUGGACCAGCCUAAAGGAAUCGAGGUGGUUAAGGAAGCCAUUCGGAAACUGCAGUUCGCCCAGCAGAUGAAAAAGGCGGAGACGGGCACUCAGGAGAAGUUCAAAAAGCUGGAGAUCACCAUCAGCAUCAAGGGCGUGGCCAUACAGGAGCCACGUACCCACAAGAUCCUCCACCAGUUUCCGCUGUACAACAUCUCCUAUUGUGCGGACGAGAAGGGUGUGAAAAAGUUCUUCAGCUUCAUUGCCAAGUCGGUAAAAACGCGGGACGGCAGCGAUGCGGCGACAAAUGGCCAUGCGAACGGAAACGGCGAUGGCAGUGCAAAAGUGGAAGAGAGUCACGAGUGCUUUGUGUUUAUUUCGAAUAAACUGGCCUCGGAUAUCACGCUGACCAUUGGGCAGGCCUUCGAUUUGGCCUACAGGAAAUACAUGGAAGGCACUGAGAAGACGAAUCUUAGCAAGGCGCAGCAGCAGAUAAACCACCUGCAGCAAACCGUUAACGUUUACAAGGAGCGCCUGCGCGAAGUUUCUGCCAAAUUGCCAAAGGCCGAGCUGGAUGCCAUGCUCUUCAAUCUGGGCAUCAAGGACAUUCUAGAAGCGCCCGUGACAGAGCAGCAGAACGGGGUUGAGGUGGCCACCGAAGCCCUGAGCAACGGCAAGCUGGAUGAUGACAAGUUGCUGAUUGACACCAAUUCCACUACCGCAUCGACCCACUCGUCGUCACCCAGCUCCUUCUUGCCCAUUGUCCCCCCACGGAACAAUUUGUCCAGCCAGAUCAGUAUCGGCGGCAAGAGCAACAGUCAGAAGAUGGACGAGCUGCUGCUCAACUCCGAUUCCGACAGUGAUUUUGAUCCGCGUGCGGAUGAGAUUCAGGACAACGUGAGCAACGGCCGUAAUGCGAUUAGCAAUGAUUUGUUCGGCUUUGAGCCGGCCAAGAGUUUUGGGCAGCAGCUUUUUGUCAACAACAAUGACCACAAGCUGCAGAAUAACAACACGAACAACAGCAGCUUACUGAUCACAAGCAAUAAUAAUAGCAUUAACAGCAGUGGCUUCUCCAGCGAACUGAACAUAACACCACCAUUGUUGGCGCCGCCGCCAAAGAUUGCUGCUCCCAGACGCCUGAACUCGGUGACAACGGGCAAUGGCCUAAAUGGCAACACGGACCUUUUCGGCUCGGAUCCCUUUGAGAUGAACAAUGGUCCGGCCAUUUUCAAGCAAAACCAGCUGAAUCUUGAUGACUUCUCGCUGGAGAGCUUGGAUCCCUUGCGCAAGUAAAGCGGUGCUAUAAAGGCCAUUUUCACACUUCAACUUGAUUGAAUCUAAGGACAUCGCGAAAAUUGUCCAUCGUUUAUCCUUCUACGUUUCUCCGUUUCGCAUGCAUUCCAAUCCAAUUGCAAUUUGAUUUAUUUAAUGUGUAUUAUUGUUUAUAUAUUGUAUUGUAUUUAUUAUCAUUGAUUUUUGUCGAUUUUAUAUUGCAUAUUAUGAUUUCUACUAUUAUUAUAAUUACGUUUAUUAUCUGAGGUCGAGAUCUAAAGAACACAACAACCAACUUCAAUGCACUUUGUUUAAACGUAUCAAUUUGUUGAUGUAGUUAAAUAGUUUAAUUGAUUGUCGAGAAAAGCAAAUGAAAAAAUGUUAAUAAGUGAUAUUGUGAAAAACGCUAAUGCUAACUAACUGAAUGUGAGAAAUUUGUAUAAAAUAAUUAUAAAGACAACCGGAAGCAUAUGAAUCAAUUAUUGUAUAGAGCCGAAGAAGGAGGAGAAUCAAAGCUAAAUGAACAAUAUUUAAUGUUAUCGAUGCAAUAUAGAGAAAUAUUAUUAUUACUAUUAUUAUUGUGUAUGUAAAGAAUAAAAUGUAGUGCCUAAAAGAAAA
Molecule: messenger RNA, 2545 nt
Organism: Drosophila ficusphila
Lineage: Eukaryota; Metazoa; Arthropoda; Insecta; Diptera; Drosophilidae
Gene: ced-6
Product: PTB domain-containing adapter protein ced-6
Exons: 7
Coding region: 383-1948 (521 amino acids)
Source: RefSeq, a predicted model, not a curated record